UAAGUGCAUAUUCUUCAGAGGAUAUGCAACGUCUUUGCAUAUGCUCUCGUGAGUUUGUGUUGCGAUUUGUGUGUUAGCCAUGGUUACAGAGCUUUCGCCCUCGGACCUUGUACUACUUUAGUUAAUUCGUAUGUCACAAGUGAAGGACAGUGACAUCAACAACUUACCAAAAUACGCUUUGUUACUCUUUACCAGAGACAACUGGAACCAUGGACAAUUUAAGAAAGGCGCCGUACCUGAUCAUGAUCGUCUCACUUCUUUUCUUUCCAAGCAAUAUCUUCUCGACACCCUUGUGCAGCUCCGACAACGAGGUUCAGCCCAGUGAAUGCCCUCAUGGCACCGUGACGAACCGCUGUGGCAACACUGUUUGCGCCAAGGGCCUCAGAGAACCAUGCAUGGUGUACAGGUGGGAGCGGGACUUGUGUGGCGGCGGAACAUUCUGUGGAUGUGGAUUUUGCAUGGGAUGCAACAACAAUUUACAGUGCUGGGACUGUGAAUCCUCAGCAGCAGGACGAUAACCACCCGCCUCAACUCACCAUGACACCGAUCCUGACGGAAUUAAACGAACACAUUUUUCUACGAAUCAACAGACCAUCACAGAUUAACAGUCGAGAUUCCCUUCCUUGCAAAGCGAGGGGAAAUACUGCCGCAUAGCUACAUUAAAUUGACAGAUUUGUUAUCAACUGUAUAAGUCUCAUAACUAUAGGUACAUUUUCGAAAGGCAUGUAACGACCUUCAAAGAUGUAUUGUGAUUCAUUUAUUGAAAACCAUGUCAUUCAGCAUUUAGUGCCUAAUGUUGUUUAGUACCUGUGUGUGUGUGUGUGUGUGUGUGUGUGUGUGUGUGUGUGUGUGUGUGUGUGUGUGUGUGUGUGUGCGGGGACGAAAAAUUAAACCGCACAGAACACACACCCUGUGUGUGUGUUUUGUCAGUUUCAUGAUGUUCUUCACAUUACUUGUUUGUUGAGAUGAAUAAAGAAAACUUAAUGUCA
Messenger RNA from Portunus trituberculatus (swimming crab), 989 nucleotides. Its product is annotated as neuroparsin-A-like. The record is from RefSeq and is a predicted model, not a curated record. NCBI's taxonomy places the organism in Eukaryota, Metazoa, Arthropoda, Malacostraca, Decapoda, Portunidae. The transcript is spliced from 4 exons. Bases 210 to 518 code for a protein of 102 amino acids.